UAUUCUUGACCACAAGUAGCUGUCAGUAAUAACUUCCGCUUAACUUUGUGUGUGUGUGAGUCUAUGUCAUGAUGAUUGGAAACCACAUGCUUCGCCUUUGCCUGGUGGUCGUAAUAAUCAGGUCUACUUGAUGUGACCAUAUUCAUUACUAGCCUCUCACCAUGGAGCAGAGAGAGGUGCUACAGCGCUAUGUUGAAGGUUACCAGAAAAAGAAAGAAAAAUCUGAGGAAUUUGCCAAAGACUUUUUGAGUCUCAAAAGGCAGUCAGCAAAGUAUAAGAGCGAUUACAACUAUUCCACCAAAGCAGCAGAACGGCCAGAGAACAUCAAAAAGAACCGUUAUAAAGAUAUAUUGCCAUUUGACCACUGCCGUGUGGAAUUAUCAUUGAUCACAUCAGAUGAAGAUACAGAUUUUAUAAAUGCCAGUUUCAUAAAGGGAGUUUAUUGCCCCAGGGCUUACAUCGCCACUCAAGGACCAUUGCCAAACACAGUAACUGACUUCUGGAGAAUGAUUUGGGAGUACAAUACUGGGGUUAUAGUCAUGGCUUGUAUGGAGUUUGAAAUGGGAAAGAAAAAGUGUGAGCGGUACUGGGCCGAGUUGGGACCCGAAGCGCUACAGUUCGGUCCAUUUAUCAUCACAUGUAAAUAUGAGGAGAAAAAAACUGAUUAUGUUAUCAGGACCCUGCAUGCAACAUAUGGCAAUGAAACACGAAUAGUCCACCAACUUCAUUAUAAGAAUUGGCCUGACCAUGAUGUACCUUCUUCAGUAGACCAUAUUUUAGAUCUCAUAAAAGACAUGCAUUUUUUCCAACAAGAUGACAACAUUCCGAUUUGCAUCCACUGCAGUGCUGGUUGUGGAAGAACAGGAGUUAUCUGUGUCAUCGAUUAUAUUUGGAGGCUUUUGAAAGAUGGGAUUAUACCUAUGAACUUCAGUAUUUAUUAUAUUAUCCAAGAAAUGAGAACUCAAAGGGCUUCACUUGUCCAAACAAAGGAACAAUAUGAGCUUGUUUAUAAUGCAGUGAUCCAUCUCUUCAAAAAGGAGCUGGGAAGAUGUGCUCAAUCAACAGCCAAUAAUGACACAGAGGUUGUUCCUGCUGUGCACCAGCAAACUUCAGAGACAGAGAGCAAUUUCUUCAGUGUGCCACGUGGUCUUUCAGAUAAAGACAGUGUUCUACAGCAGCAAUGUCUGAAAUCAAACACAGAAGAGACUUUUCAAAGUAUCAUGAGCAAUUCUGCUGCUACCUGCAAUCCAGGGGUAACAUCUUUCAAUAUGAUCAAGCCUUCCUCAUCUUCAGAUUCCCAUGAUGCUUUUGGUAGCACAAACCUAAGUAGCGCCAUUCCCCAACCACUUGAUCCAAUCAGAAUAUGGGAUGACAGGCCUUGUCCGUUACCUAGGACAUUACCACAGAAGUAUCAGCUUAUGGAUACUAAAAGUGUAACCUCCAGUGACUGGCAUCCAAGUCAGCAAGCUGCGGACAGGAAAGGUAACAGUGAGCACCCGCAGUUAAUACGUACCAAAUCUAGCCCAUUUGAGCUGCUACAAAAGAGACAUUCUCACAUACCGGAGCGGGCUCUUGAGAUGCAGUUUUUGGGUUCAAAAAAGUUUCUAAAUGAUGAAUCUCAGGUUCAUAAACAACUUUUUCCCUGGCAGAACACUGGCUCUUUGGGUAAUAUAAGUACUGUCCCCAGUUCCCAGUCUUAUGUACGUAUGACUGAAGAUCCUUACUUUACUCCAUCACCUGCUUCUGAUUUGGAGUCACAAAAGAUUGUUGAUUUUUUAAUGGACUACAAACCAUUACUUGUUCCUAAGAAUAGCCUAGAAAUGUCAUCAACUCUAUCAUCAAUCCCAUGCCAUACAAACAAAUCGUCUGGCCUUCUACUAGUAUCUGGGUCAGAAUUAACCAAUAGCAACAGCCAGAAUGGUAAGGAAUCUAUUGCCCCAGAUAAAAAUUCAGAAGCUCCGCCUCCAUUGCCAGAAAGGACCCCUGAAUCGUUUAUUGUACCUUAUGAAGCUGCAGAAUCACCACAGGAUUCAGUAAAACUGCAGCCACCUUCUAUGAAUUUAAGAAUUGGGACUUCAUUGGAAUGGAGUGGUGUGCCCCAAUGUGCGAAUGAUGAUUUUAAACACAUGAUGCGCAGUAAGAGUGUUAAAGUAAGAAGCUCCAGGCUGGAAAAAUCUCGGAAUAGGUCCUCUUCUCCCCCACCUUUACCUGAAAGAACAGAGGAUUCUUUUAUCAUUGCCGAGGAAUGGACCAACAUGGAAAACCAUAACCCUGCAAAAGACAGUCCUUCUCAAUUGAUGGAUGCCGAGAGCAUAGAAUCAAUGACAUCCUCAGAGACUGAAAAACUCAUGACAAGGAAAAAGAGUCUAAAAAUGUUACGGAAUGUGAAAAAAAAUAUAUGCAGUCCAGCAAAACAGUCAGAAUCAUCACAAUCAAGCAAUGCACUUUCAUUUCUGAAUUUCAAUUUUGGGAAGCGGUUUGCAAAACCAAAAGGACCCAGAAAUCCACCUGCAUCAUGGAACCUCUAAUUUUGUGAAAAUUCAAGAAGUGGCUUUUUCUAUAGUAACUUAUACAAAACUCUUAGCUGUUACUGUACAAGCAAUAUGUAACACAUUGAAGAUUUCUGAGGGUUUUUUUAUUUUCCCCAACUGCUGCAAGGCAUUAUGGUUAAAUGUACUGGACUUAUUCUGCUGUUUUCUGCACUUGUACAUUCAAACACAAAGAGGAGCGCUGGUUAACAAAAUAGGAGGUGUCUCUAUCAACCUAUAAGUAACCUGCUAAACAGUAUAAGUCCCUGUAAGCUAUUCGGUGUAGCAUUCAAUUAUUUAAACUAAAAAUCAUUGAAUAUAUAUAUCAAAUACACCAUAAAAUACAAUUAAAAAGAAAGCCAAUUUAUUACAUAAAAUACAGCAAAAUAUUCCGGAAAAAAUUAUAAAGAGUUACUCAAACACAAACAUAUUACAAUUGUUACAAUGUAGUUACACAGAGAAUCUAGAUACAGCUAGACAAAAACUUCUUUGUGCAAUUUAGUUUAAUCCAAAGGGGCAUAUUUAUCAAGCUCCGAAUGGAGCUUGAUGCCCUGUGUUUCUGGCGAGUCUGCAGGCUCGCCAGAAACAGCAGUUAUGAACCAGCGGUCACAAAGACUAUGAGCAGGCGGACAGACAUCGCCGGAAAUCAACCCGAUCGAG
Messenger RNA from Bombina bombina (fire-bellied toad), 3188 nucleotides. Its product is annotated as tyrosine-protein phosphatase non-receptor type 22-like. Gene Ontology annotation, cellular component: cytoplasm; nucleus. Gene Ontology annotation, biological process: peptidyl-tyrosine dephosphorylation. The record is from RefSeq and is a predicted model, not a curated record. The transcript is spliced from 21 exons. Lineage: Eukaryota; Metazoa; Chordata; Amphibia; Anura; Bombinatoridae. Bases 162 to 2528 code for a protein of 788 amino acids. Gene Ontology annotation, molecular function: non-membrane spanning protein tyrosine phosphatase activity.